AGUUUCAUUCUACAUUGCACACAGCAACUCUUCUGAAACAAUAAAUAAUAAAGGUGCAAACGUUUCGUUUUGUAGACAAGAAAAAAAUGUUCAAAGCUUUCAUUACUAUAGCUUGCAUACUCUUUAUUCAUGGCGCUGUUGCCAACGUAAAUGAAUCGAUGACAAUCAGGAUUUUUGACCCGGAUGUUGAAACCAUUUCAAGGGAAGAAGUUGAGAAACUUGUUCAGCAAGCAAAUUUGUUAAGUCUAGGAUACAAAAAAAUCACAGAAAUUAAGACCGUAACGGACUUUCAGUCAGGAUUACCAGUAAGGAAAGAGGCGUUAAGGUUUUUAAAGAAAAUGCGCUGUAGUGAGUUUGUGGAGGCUGAAAAACUGCUGAAUGAGCUCUUUCCUGGAUCUCUGAAUGAGGAUGUCGCACGACGAACGAAAUUGAAAAUGAAAGAAUUACAUCUGAAAAACAAGCAUGCUAUGUGUAUCUCUGGCAUUGAGUUUCAUUUCAGUGUAUGUGAACAAGGAAGAUCAAAACGUGCAGCUAGAAGACACCAUUGCUGUAGAAGAAGAUGUUUAAUGAUUGAUGAAAUCGAACAGUAAUGACUUCGAUUCGUAUUUUUAAGGCUUUUGAUAUUGGCAUAAAUUUAUAAUUAAUGAAAUCACGAUAGCAAACUAGUAUGAUUUGAAAUAAAUGAUUUUGGAACAGCAUUGCAA
This is a messenger RNA of Xenia sp. Carnegie-2017, 704 nucleotides long. RefSeq lists its product as uncharacterized. Lineage: Eukaryota; Metazoa; Cnidaria; Anthozoa; Malacalcyonacea; Xeniidae. The record is from RefSeq and is a predicted model, not a curated record. The transcript has 3 exons. The coding region runs from base 87 to 590 and encodes 167 amino acids.